Mollisia scopiformis is the source of this 821-nucleotide messenger RNA. RefSeq names its product NAD(P)-binding protein. NCBI's taxonomy places the organism in Eukaryota, Fungi, Ascomycota, Leotiomycetes, Helotiales, Mollisiaceae. The transcript has a single exon. The coding region runs from base 8 to 508 and encodes 166 amino acids. The record is from RefSeq and is a predicted model, not a curated record.
CCAAGUCAUGGAUACCGAAGCUGUUGGAAAACACUCGCAUACCUACUCAUUCAUAGACCCUGAGAAAUUCAAAGGAACUCUGAAAGGCAAAGUUGCCCUGGUGAUAGGAGCUGGUCGAGGAAUUGGACGUGCAAUUACAAUCGCCCUGGCUCAAGCCGGCGCAUCCAUCGCCUGUGUCUCUCGCACUCAGACGGAGAUCGAUCAAGUUGUUGAAUUCAUCAUUAAAGUAUUCGGAUCUCAGGCAAUGGCCGUGGCAGCAGAUGUUGCCAUGCCAGAGGCCCCUAAAGUCAUCUUGAACAAGGUGCACGCCCUGCUCGGCGCGGUUGACAUGCUUGUCAACAACGCAGGUAUAUUUAGAUACAACACGCUUGAGCACGAAAAAGACUUCGAGACUUGGUGGUGGGUGGUGGGUGGUCGAAGUCAACCUUCGCGGUCCUGUGGCAAUGGUGCAUGCUGUCCUGCCAUCGAUGUUAUCGCGGAAUACGGGAACGAUCAUAUCUAUGGUUAGUAGGAGUGCGACAAUCACAUCUCCGUUCAGCACGGCAUAUAGUGCUUCAAAGGCAGCUCUUCUUCGCUUCCAUCAUAAUCUCGACAUGGAAGUCCGCAGUCGUGGUGUGUGCUCGUAUGUACUGCAACCAGGAAAUGUUCCGACUAGCUUAGCGCAUGGGGAAGGAGUAAUUGACAUGGCGACUGUUAUGAAAGUCCCUGAGAUGCUCCGAAGACUUGAAGCUAUGGGAUCUAUUCAGGUGACUUGGAACUCCGGGCUCAGUGACCGCUUGGUUGUCUGGUGUCAUAGCCAAGUCUCCAGGAAAAUGUUGUCU